GUGACUCUCUGGCCCGCCACGCCUCUACUCUCCUGUCCCGACUGACGUUGGGCAACAAAGAUGGCGGCGGGAACCAGCAAUUACUGGGAAGAUCUCAGGAAACAAGCUCGACAGCUGGAAAAUGAACUUGACCUGAAACUAGUUUCCUUCAGUAAACUGUGCACAAGUUACAGUCACAGCAACGCUCGAGAUGGAGGCCGCGAUAGGUAUAGUUCUGACACAACACCCCUAUUAAAUGGAUCAAGUCAAGAUAGAAUGUUUGAGACAAUGGCAAUUGAAAUUGAACAGCUUUUGGCAAGGCUUACGGGGGUGAAUGACAAAAUGGCAGAAUAUACCAACAGUGCAGGGGUCCCCUCUUUGAACGCAGCACUGAUGCAUACGUUGCAGCGACAUAGAGACAUUCUACAGGAUUAUACACAUGAAUUCCAUAAAACCAAAGCAAACUUUAUGGCAAUACGGGAAAGGGAGAAUCUCAUGGGAUCAGUACGAAAAGAUAUUGAGUCGUAUAAAAGUGGGUCUGGAGUGAACAACAGGAGAACAGAACUGUUUUUGAAAGAACAUGACCACCUUCGAAACUCUGACCGUCUGAUAGAAGAAACAAUAAGCAUUGCUAUGGCAACAAAAGAAAACAUGACUUCCCAGAGAGGAAUGCUCAAGUCAAUUCACAGCAAAAUGAACACUUUGGCCAACCGUUUUCCUGCCGUGAACAGCCUGAUACAAAGGAUCAACCUUAGGAAACGACGUGACUCGCUCAUCCUUGGCGCGGUCAUCGGCGUCUGUACCAUUCUGUUGCUGCUGUACGCACUCCACUGAAAGGACAGCCCCAGGACUCUGCCCACUGCCUUCAUGCCGUGCCCUGGAGUGGGGAAAUAAGGAAGGGAAAGACUGUCCUGGCCACAAGCCUGCCAGCCAGAUGAAUUCUAAUGCCACCCAUGACUCGGACCUGGUCAGACUGAGCUGAAGCCACAG
Messenger RNA from Peromyscus californicus insignis, 969 nucleotides. RefSeq names its product golgi SNAP receptor complex member 1 (gene Gosr1). NCBI's taxonomy places the organism in Eukaryota, Metazoa, Chordata, Mammalia, Rodentia, Cricetidae. Gene Ontology annotation, biological process: endoplasmic reticulum to Golgi vesicle-mediated transport; vesicle fusion. The record is from RefSeq and is a predicted model, not a curated record. The transcript is spliced from 9 exons. The coding region runs from base 61 to 813 and encodes 250 amino acids. Gene Ontology annotation, cellular component: Golgi membrane; SNARE complex; Golgi medial cisterna. Gene Ontology annotation, molecular function: SNAP receptor activity.